Messenger RNA from Quercus lobata, 3546 nucleotides. RefSeq lists its product as uncharacterized. Gene Ontology annotation, molecular function: nucleic acid binding; RNA-DNA hybrid ribonuclease activity. The record is from RefSeq and is a predicted model, not a curated record. The transcript has 3 exons. The coding region runs from base 1 to 3546 and encodes 1181 amino acids. NCBI's taxonomy places the organism in Eukaryota, Viridiplantae, Streptophyta, Magnoliopsida, Fagales, Fagaceae.
AUGAGUCUCCUUUGUUGGAACUGCCGUGGGCUUGGGAUCUCACGGACAGUUGAUCAGCUCAUGAAUUUGGUACGGGCUAAAGAUCCCUCCGUCGUGUUUUUAGCCGAGACAUGGACGGAUGAAGCAAGGCUAAUACAAGUACAAGAGCGAUUGAAAUUCAAAAACAAAUUUAUAGCCCCUAGGAGGAAUCAGUCAGGGAGCUUGGUAGUUUUUUGGAAGGAAGAUUUUGACCUCACAGUUGAAACUUUUUCAAAGAAUCACAUUGACACUACGAUAAAGAAGAACACUGAGGAAGAAUGGAGAUUUACAGGCUUUUAUGGUGAGCCGGAUACACGAGAUAGACAUGAAGCUUGGUUAAAACUGAGAUCUUUGAAGAACCGUGGGUCGGCUCCUUGGCUUUGUGCGGGUGAUUUCAAUGAAAUCACCAAACAAUCUGAAAAAAGAGGGGGACGGAUUAGACCUCACAGUCAAAUGCAACCGUUUCGAGACGUGUUGGAUGAAUGUGGCUUUAUGGACACGGGAUACAUUGGUCCUCAAUUUACCUGGCAUAAACACUACGCUGGGUACACAGUGUGGGAGCGACUAGACAGGGCGGUAGCGACGAACGAUUGGUUUGAAAAAUUCCCGGACACUAAGGUUUAUCACUUAGAUGUUACUACAUCUGAUCACAAGCCUUUGUGGGUUGUUCCGGAGAUCAUGGAGAGUUACCAACAGCGCCCUUUCCGUUUUGAACAAAUGUGGAUGACAGAGAGUGGAUGCAGUGACACUAUAGAAGCAGUUUGGAGGAGUGGGGAUUUUGACCCACGGUCUAUCAAGUUACUAAACAAGGUGGACAGGUGUGGUAUUGCUCUUACAAAAUGGAGCAAGAUGAACUUUGGAACAAAUCCAGAUAGCUUUGAUGAGGUGUUGGACGAAAUACCACACUUGGUAACUUCAUAUAUGAAUGCCCAGUUGACAGACACGUUUUCAGCAGUUGAGGUGGAAGCGGCCUUGAAGGAGAUGGCACCGUUAAAGGCCCCAGGGCUCGACGGAAUGCCACCGGUAUUUUACCAAAGCUAUUGGUCACUUGUAGGCUCCGAUUUCAAUGAGGCGAUCCUUCACUAUUUGAAUACCGGCUCCCUACCCCAAUCUUUAUGCCACUCUUUCAUCACACUCAUUCCCAAGGUCAAGAACCCAGAACUUAUCUCUCAAUAUAGACCUAUCUGUUUAUCUAACGUGCUUUUCAGGGUCUUCUCCAAGGUUUUGGCAAAUAGACUAAAAUCUGUUUUGCCGGGACUAAUCUCAGAGCAUCAAUCUGCUUUCUUGACGGACAGGCUCAUCUCGGAUAACAUUAUGGUGGCCUUUGAGACCUUGCACUACAUGCGAAACCACAGUUCCAGGAAAACAGGAUUUAUGGCUCUAAAGUUAGAUAUGAGCAAAGCGUACGACUGUGUGGAAUGGCCAUUCAUGGAAAAAUUGUUGAUAAAAAUGGGCUUCAACGAGAGAUGGGUCCAACUCAUGAUGAUGUGUAUUACUUCAGCAACUUACUCAAUCCUAAUCAAUGGAGAAGCACAAGGGCAUAUUACUCCAACUAGGGGACUUAGACAGGGCGAUCCACUAUCUCCCUAUCUUUUUCUUCUAAGCACGGAGGGGCUGCAUGGUUUGAUCAAAAAGGCUACAGCAGUGGGGGAUAUUCGGGGCAUCUCAAUUUGUCGAAGUGGCCCUAAAUUAACUCAUCUGCUAUUUGCGGAUGACAGCCUGGUCUUUUGUAGGGCAACAGUGAAUGAAUGCCAAAAGCUAAUGGAGAUACUCUCAACCUAUGAGAGAGCAUCGGGGCAGAAGAUAAAUAGGGACAAAACAAAUCUUUUUUUUAGUAAAUCUACUUCACAGGAUAUGCAAAUGCUGAUCAAAGACACCACUGGAGUUCCUAUUGAUAUUGAAGCGCUGAUAAGGAGAUUCUUUUGGGGCCAAAAGGGUGAUAGCCGAAAAAUACACUGGGUUAAGUGGCAGGAGCUGUGUAAAUCCAAGAACCAGGGGGGAAUGGGUUUUAAGGAUUUAGCAAUGUUCAACGAUGCACUCCUAGCAAAACAAACUUGGCGGCUACUCCAUGACACAAACUCUCUAUUCUACCGGGUGUUUAAGGCGAAAUUUUUCCCAAAUAGCUCAAUCAUGGAAGCCUCAGUACCAUCUUCUUCGUCAUACGCUUGGAGGAGUAUAAUCCAUGGGAGGGAUGUUAUCAAAAAAGGAUCGGUCUGGAGAAUUGGGAAUGGGAAGAGCGCACAGAUUUGGGGUGACAACUGGCUUCCAAGUAGGCACCAACCCCAAAUAAUUUCACCGUGUUUGCAGGCUAAGCAAGACAUGAAAGUUACUCUGCUUAUUGACCAGGAAAACAGAGGAUGGAGAGAUGAAUUAUUAAAUCGAUAUUUUUUCGAUUUUGAAGCAGAACUUAUCCGGACAAUCCCAAUAUGCAGAUUUGAGCAAGAUGAUACGUUGAUAUGGCCCCACACUCCUAACGGAGAGUACACAGUGAAAUCUGGGUAUAGCUUUCUCCAAACAGAAGCUCAACUACACCUACCUGGCCCAUCUGACCCAGGUAUGAUCAAACCUCUUUGGCAGGCGAUAUGGAGGAUGAAUGUGCAAAGUAAGAUUAAGAACUUAGUGUGGCGAGCAUGCCGUGACGCUUUACCAUCCAAACAGAAUUUGGUCAAGCGAAAGAUUCUUACUGAUGCAACUUGCGACAUUUGUCAAUCUGAAGUGGAAGAUGGUGUACAUGCUUUCUUCAAGUGCCCAAAAAUCUCAGCUCUUUGGGAACAGGUGCCCGUAUGGAAGGUGGAUGUUUUAAAACGAUGUCCAAAUUUCAUAGACUUGCUGGGAUGUAUUUUUGCAGAAAACAGGGACCCGGAACUAUUCUCUACGGUGGUAUGGUUUUUUUGGAACCAGAGAAACAACUUGCGGCUUGGCAAAGGGUCAAUCCCUCUGGACCAAGUGUUGCAGCAAGCAAGAAACAAACUGCAGGAGUUUCAGAGGGCUCAGACCAGAACAGGGGCUGCAUUGACAAGACACAGCUCUUCACAGUGGCAGCCACCACCUAGCUCGGUUUAUAAGAUAAACUUCGACGGCGCUCUAUUCAUGCAGGAACAGCGAGCUGGCAUAGGGGUAGCCAUUCGAAAUAAGAACGGGCUCAUCAUGGUUUCAUCCUCUCAACAGAUUCCCCUCCCAGGUACAGUGGUUGAAGUAGAGGCAUUGGUAGCAAGGAAAGCUCUAGAACUAGCUCUUAACUGUGGUCUUGAUAGAGUAAUUCUUGAGGGUGAUUGCAAAAUUCUCAUGAAGACUCUCCAGACGGCCUCCAAGUCCCUGGCACAAUUUGGAAAGAUUGCGGAAGAUAUACGAGUUUAUGCUUCAAUGUUUCAAGAUAUAAGUUUCUCACAUGUACGUAGGAAUUGUAAUUCAGUUGCUCACUCAUUAGCAAGAAGAGCAAUUCUUUCGCCUCAUUUUUUAGUCUGGAUGGAGGAUGUUCCACCAAAUGUUGAACCGGUUUUUCAGGCUGAUUUAAGGAGCCUACCUUAA